Messenger RNA from Etheostoma spectabile (orangethroat darter), 1028 nucleotides. Its product is annotated as zinc finger protein 239-like. Gene Ontology annotation, cellular component: nucleoplasm. The annotation marks the transcript as partial. Lineage: Eukaryota; Metazoa; Chordata; Actinopteri; Perciformes; Percidae. The transcript has 2 exons. Gene Ontology annotation, biological process: regulation of immune system process; negative regulation of transcription by RNA polymerase II; regulation of cytokine production. Gene Ontology annotation, molecular function: RNA polymerase II cis-regulatory region sequence-specific DNA binding; DNA-binding transcription repressor activity, RNA polymerase II-specific. The record is from RefSeq and is a predicted model, not a curated record.
GAAAGGUGUCAGGGAGCCUCGGGAGACUCAGAGGAGCGAGGGAGCAAGAGGAAGAAGGAGGAGAAACAGAGAAGAAGACAGAGACCAAAAUGUCACCACUGUCAACACUGUGACAAAUCCUUCACAACAUCUGGACAUUUAAAGAUUCAUCAGAGAGUUCACACUGGAGAGAAGCCUUACAGCUGUGAUCUAUGUGGGGCAGCUUUCACACUGAAGAGUAACCUAAUGAUGCAUCAACUCAUUCACACCGGAGAGAAGCCGUACAGCUGUGAACAUUGUGGGAAAACCUUUUCUAGGAAGGGUAACCUAGUAAUGCACCAACGUGUUCACACCGGAGAGAAACCGUACUGGUGUGAUCAAUGUGGGGCAGCUUUCACAUUACAGCGUAACCUAAAAUUACAUCAACGCAUUCACACUGGAGAGAAGCCGUACAGCUGUGAACAUUGUGGGAAAAUGUUUUCUCAUAGUAGUGCCCUUAAAACACAUCGACGCAUUCACACUGGAGAGAAGCCGUACAGCUGUGAACAUUGUGGGAAAAUGUUUUCUCAUAGUAGUGCCCUUAAAACACAUCGACGCAUUCACACUGGAGAGAAGCCGCACUGGUGUGAUAUAUGUGGUAAAACAUUUAUUGUGAGCGAUAGUCUUAAAAGACACCGACAUGUUCACACCGGAGAGAAGCCGUACUCGUGUAAACAAUGUGGGGAAACGUUUUCUCAGAGAAGUCACCUUAAACGUUACCAACGCAUUCACACUGGAGAGAAGCCGUACUCGUGUACACAAUGUGGGAAAACGUUUUAUCAGAGUAGUAACCUUAAAAGACAUCAACGCAUUCACACUGGAGAAAAGCCCAAAUAGUCUGAACAAGUAAAUUAGCUUUAAAUAAGCAAAACUACAAAGAGACAGAUGAAAGUGCAGCGUCAAGAAAAAACAAUAACUACAGUGGGUUCGAAAGUUUGGGCACCCUAGAUAAAAAUGUGUAUUAAUGUGCAUAAAGAAGCCAAAAAAAAAAAUGGAAAAAUCUCCAAAAG